GAUUGUUUUUUUAUUUUAUUUUGGUAGAUUUUCCGCACUUGGCGUUUUGUACAGGGUGUCCAAAAAGUCGGGUUCUGUCCUGGUCUUCAUAAAAAAACCCAGCUUGAUUGAUAUUACUCUUUAAUAAACGCUUGAAUUGAGCUUCUUCAUCUACCGAACAAGCAUCGACUCUCUCAUGAACGAUGUCUUUUAUCCGUUUGGGUGUUCCAGGUGUGAUCUUUAACACUCCGUAGUUAGUGCUUUCUUCAAAUCGUCAGUUCCCGUGCUUGUAGAAGGUUUUUGGGAAGGUGCGGCGAAAUUUGGGACACUUUGUAUAAGACAAAGUACUUUCCUGGCCCGCACUUAUCCCUCUCUCAGUCAUCUGACCCUCUGAAUAAAAAAAGUUUGAGACCUGUACUAGAUGAACUAGUUUGGCGUAACCCGUUCUAUAGCAGGCAUCACCCAGACGUACGGGCCGUGCUGACUCAUCUGUGACCGUUGUAAGGAGUUGACUGUCUUCACUCGACUGUGUCGCGCCGAAAGACACGAACACACUUUUGUCGAAAGACACGAACACACCAGGGUUUUGUAGGCUUGAGAGUUUGUGGGUGUGCGUUUUUCCGGUCGGCUAACAGUGCGUAGUGUAUCCGAACAUAAAAUUCACUGUGUUAAAGAGUGUGUGCCAAUGAGGAUGCAAAUAUAAUUUAUAGAAACGGGUGUAUAACUUAGUUGCAUGAUGAGAAGAUGCAACCUGAUUCAGACAAGGAGUGAUAUCGGUAAAGAUCUUCUGUUGAAAUCUAGAUCUAGUUGUCUGAGGUGAAAGAAUGCGGUGCUUUAAUCUCACAGGCUUUGCGCUGGCCGCAUUUGUCCUGUGCAUGAACACAGUCAGCAGCAAUGCAUUCCUUCGUGUGUGUUACUACACGAGCUGGUCCCGACACCGUACCUCAGAACUCUCCAAAUUCGACAUAGGAGAUAUCGACCCCACGCUGUGCUCUCACCUCAUCUACGCUUUUGCGGAGAUCGACAAGACCAAAAUGGAAGUGGUUGCGGGAGAGCCAGCGGUUGAGGAAAACAAGGCGGAUGGGUCAGGGAGAUAUCAGCAGUUCAAUGCUCUGAAGGAAAAACAUCCCACACUGAAGACACUUUUGUCUAUAGGGGGAGAACAUGCGGGAUCGGACAAAUUCAUUGCAGUUACAAGUACAGAAACAAUCGCUAAACGUUUCGCGGCGACCACUGUCGACUUUUUGAAGGCCCACGGGUUUGAUGGUCUAGAUGUGGAUUGGGAAUAUCCGACCCCUAAUACUAAACAGACUUAUGUGACAUUGCUUAAGGUAUUGAGGGAGGCGUUUGACGCUGCAAACCCCAAACCUUUACUGUUUGUGGCUACAGCUGCGGGCAAGUGGACCAUUGACGGUGGAUAUGAUGUAGAGGCUGUCGCCAGGUCUGUCAGCUUCUGAGGCAGGAUGGGACUCAAAAAUUUUUUGACAGUAACCAAAAAGUGCCUUACGCUGUCCACGAUUACGAUUGGGUGGGUUAUGAAGACCCCGACAGUGCACAACUUAAGGUGAAGUACAUGAUCGAGAUGGGUGUUGCAGGCUGGAUGUUCUGGUCUCUGGACCAGGAUGACUUCACAGGCAAAGCUUGCAACAACCAGAAAUAUCCAAUCCUUCGAGUAAUGAAUUUCGAAGCUGGAUUACCCGCGCCAACUGAUGGAGACAACAAUAAUAACAACAACGACAACAAUAACAACGACACUACCAAUGUUAAUCCCACUGAUACUACGACUGACAACAACAACAACAACAACAACAACAACAACGGCAAUACCAAUGUUAAUCCCCCUGAUACUACCCCUGACAACAACAACGACCCUGACGGCGCCAACAUAACACACAGUACAGAGAUGUGGUGCUUGGUAGCAAUUGCCUUAAUCUCUCUACUGACCACGAAUGUAUUGCUCAUGUAGAAAGUCACUCAACUUGCUAUUGUGACUAAUAUUACGGUCUUUGGAGAGAUAGAAAUUGUCAUUGUCGAUUUUCUGUUCGGAGACACAACAGUCAAGCACACUCUGUAAGUGUUAGUAUUACCCAUUGUUGACUGAGAAUAUUUAACAUAGUAUUCAGUUUUAUAAAUAUGUUAUUAAUAACAGAAAGUUAUUGUUUUUGUUAUUUUCCUUAAUUAUGGAAAAAAUUAAAAUAUUCUUCAUCU
Messenger RNA from Aplysia californica (California sea hare), 2187 nucleotides. RefSeq names its product chitinase-3-like protein 1. Gene Ontology annotation, molecular function: chitinase activity; chitin binding. Gene Ontology annotation, cellular component: extracellular region. The record is from RefSeq and is a predicted model, not a curated record. NCBI's taxonomy places the organism in Eukaryota, Metazoa, Mollusca, Gastropoda, Aplysiida, Aplysiidae. Gene Ontology annotation, biological process: carbohydrate metabolic process; chitin catabolic process.